AUGCAUGUUGAGGUAGAGCAAGUGAAAUUACUAGAUAGGUUCAGCACGAGCCAUAAAUCACUGACGGGAACCCUAUACCUUACAGCAACUCAUCUGUUAUUCAUAGAUUCAAGCCAGAGAGAAACGUGGAUACUGCAUCAUCACAUUGCUGCGGUGGAAAAACUUCCCUUGACAACUUCUGGGUGCCCCCUUGUCAUCCAGUGCAAGAACUUCAGGAUAGUUCACUUUGUUGUUCCCAGAGAGAGAGAUUGUCAUGACAUUUAUAACUCUCUGCUUCAGCUGUCAAGAACAGCAAAAUAUGAAGAACUGUAUGCCUUCUCCUAUAAUCCAAAACAAAAUAAAUCUGAGCAAGUCAAAGGUUGGCAGCUUAUUGAUCUAGCAGAAGAAUAUAAGAGAAUGGGAGUGCCAAAUGCUAACUGGCAGUUGUCCGAUGCAAAUCGUGAUUAUAAGAUUUGUGAAACCUAUCCUAGAGAACUUUAUGUUCCCAGAACUGCAAGCAAGCCCAUAAUUGUUGGUAGCUCCAAGUUCAGAAGCAAAGGAAGAUUCCCAGUGUUGUCGUAUUAUCAUAAAAAUAAAGAGGCUGCAAUUUGCAGAUGCAGUCAACCUCUCUCAGGUUUCAGUGCCAGAUGCUUGGAAGAUGAACAUAUGUUGCAAGCCAUCAGUAAAGCAAAUCCUUCAAAUCGCUACAUGUAUGUAAUGGACACCAGACCGAAGCUUAAUGCAAUGGCAAACAGAGCUGCUGGGAAGGGCUAUGAAAAUGAAGACAACUACUCUAACAUUAGGUUCCAGUUUGUUGGCAUUGAAAAUAUUCAUGUAAUGAGAUCCAGCUUACAAAAGCUUCUGGAAGUCAGUGGCAUGAAGGGUUUGUCUGUCAAUGACUUUUUGUCUGGUUUGGAGAAUUCUGGAUGGUUGCGUCACAUCAAAGCUGUGUUGGAUGCUGCUGUCUUCCUAGUCAAGGCAAUAGCAGUUGAGAGCGCAAGUGUAUUAGUGCACUGCUCAGAUGGCUGGGAUAGGACUUCCCAAGUUUGUUCUCUUGGAGCUCUCUUGCUAGAUUCCUAUUAUAGAACAAUCAAAGGAUUCAUGGUCUUGAUAGAGAAAGAUUGGAUCUCCUUUGGGCACAAGUUCUCUGACAGGUGUUGUCAGUUGGAUGGUGAUCCAAAAGAGAUCUCACCAGUGUUCACCCAGUUUUUAGAAAGUGUGUGGAAUCUGACGGAGCAGUUUCCACAAGCCUUUGAGUACAAUGAAGCUUUCCUCCUUCAGAUCCAUGAACAUGUCCAUUCAUGCCAGUUUGGUAACUUCCUUGGAAACUGCCAAAAAGAGCGAGAAGAACUAAAAUUGAAAGAGAAGACCUAUUCCUUGUGGCCAUUCCUUCUGGAUGAACAAAAGAAGUAUCGGAAUCCCCUGUAUAAUCCAGACUUUUCUCCAGAACUAACUCUUUUGGAGCCUAAUACAAUAUCAUUCAAUUUUAAGUUUUGGAGAAAUAUGUACCAUCAGUUUGAUCGAAGUAUGCAUCCCAGGCAAUCUGUGUUCAAUCUUAUAAUGAACAUGAGUGAACAAAAUAAACAACUUGAGGAAGACAUUAAAGAACUGGAAGCUAAAAUAAAGCGGAGAAAUGGGCAGUCAGAUGCAGUCCUUGUGAAGGAACAUCAGCAGUCUGCUCAUCCUGCACCCAUGGCACUGAAGACCCCUCCACGCUUCAAGAAGGAGCAGCCACUGAUCCCUGUGAAUGAUGCUGUAAGAACUAUAGAGGGCAGCAACACAGCAGACAAUCGCUACAGUGAAUUUGUGGCAGAGUUCUCGAAAGCUGAGCCUGCUGUUGUCAGCUUGGAGUACGGAGUGGCCAGGAUGACCUGCUAAUUAAAAUCCGGCACUGUGCUCCUCUUCUGAUUGACUGAUUGAAUUAUUUUGAGGAUGGGUCUGUGCUGCAUGACCAAAACAUGAUUUGUAUAUCGGCAAGUUUUGUUAACGUAGACUAGAACAGUAUGCUAGUUGUCAAGUGUUUGCUGUUCUUUUAAGGAAAAAAAAAAGUGUAUUUGUGUUUUAAAGAAAUAGGGGCAUUUGGUAAGUAGUGACUAAAAAUCAAGGAAUGGUAUGUCUUUGGACUUAAGUCAGUUUGCACUAAAUUGAUUAAAACAGUAAUAUUACUUUAUUCAGUAUAGCAAAACACAGGUGGUCUUUCAUGGAUUGAUUUUACUUGGGCAAGAAAACUUGAACUUUCUAUUUUAGGAACUGAAGCUACAUGUAUAUAUCACAUAUGAUACGGAUAUCUAUACCCUUGUUUAAUGUCACCCAGUACUAACUUUCAGUGUAUUAAGUGCCAUGGAAAAGUAUGAUAUAUUUCAAAUCAUAAAUAGUUGGCCUUAAACCUGUCAGAUCAAUGAUAUUGUUGUCCUUUACUAUUGCAGUCUACCUGGCUCUGUUUACAUUGUAUUUGCUCAAAUUGUUAUUUCCUUAAAACAGGACUGAAUAUAAGGGAUGAAGCAUGCCGAAGCUGGCACAGCCUUUCAGCAAAUAGCUGUAUGAAUGUUAACUUAUCACAGAAGACUGUUCUUUUUUCCAGUUCCUCUGUUGUUUAAAAUGUAAUAGUUGGCCUGAUUUUCUUCUCUGGCCGCUCAGUAGAUUGAGCAUCGUUGAAGCUACAGGUUGUGUCUGACCUUAAAUGUUUUGAUUUGUGGCAAGAUAUUUAAGUGUAGAGUGAAAAGAGUAAAACAUGUCAUGUAAGAAAACAAAACUUAGCCAAUAACUGAAUUGCCAAGUUCAUUCAGAUUGUUUACUAUGUGCUGUGCGGUUGUUCAAGUUGCAAGAAUGGAAGCAGAAGUUUUGGAAGUGUAGUCUACUGACAUUGUUCCCAAGUACAGAAGUCAUUCAUGUGUCUGAAGCUCAUGAGAAACUGAGCGCCUCCUAAAUCUUUCAUUAGAAGAAAAUCUUAGUUUUUAGUGAAACCCCCUUCUCAUUUUGCAAAAACUUGUCCAAUCUGUGCAUAUUUUAAGUAAUUUCAGUACAAUCUGGGGACUUCUAUGUAAUUGGAGAGAAGACAAAAACUUCUUCUAGCGGGAUGCAGUAGAGAUCAUGGGACAUAAGAAAAAAGGGGGAACUUAGUUUGUAAGCUUAAUUAUGUAUCUGUAACCUUCUCGUAAGAGAGAAGGUUUUUGCUGAAGUUUGUCUCAUGAUGGAUUUUCUGAGCAGAUAACAGAAUAGGAGAGAAAUGCCAGUGCCCAGUUCUUAAAUAGAAGUAUUAAUUAAAACUUUGGGUAUUAAGAGCUGUAGGUAUGAUGUUAGAUUAAUGCUACUGACCUUUUCUCUGGAUUUAAAUCAUUUUUGGUUACAAGUGAAAAUCAGUUUAUUCUCACCCUAAUCCCUGAAGUCUGUUUUGUUAAAAUGACUGGUGUGCCACACACAAUUUGACAUAAUUGGCAGCAUUUCCCUCUGCACCAUAUUGGAUCCAGGACUCUAUUAACAAGGCCAGUAUAGGUCAUGACCAAGUUGCACUUGUGAAGCUGUCUGGGAGAAAUUAACUGACUCCUGUAUUUGAGUAUCAAUUCACCUGUUUCACUAAUUUGUUUUUUAAAAGCCUAUAAGUGUAAAUAAAGGUUUGUAAGUAUUUUUAUUCCCAAAGAUAUGAGCAUAGUGUCAUCUUCAAAAUACAUUAUCCAGUCAUUUAAACACAUUUAGAACUUCACUACAGGUUUUGAUAGUUUCACGUUUGCACAGUGGUGCCUUACAGGGUUGGAGCAAGAGAGGUUUUUUGUGCCUUGUUACUUGUCUCCCCUUCUCCCUUACCUUCUGUAUCAACUUGGUUCUCUGGUUUUCCUUUGGAAAAAUGCCUUGUAUAUUAAGCUUGUGUUGUAUCACAGUAGUGACAAAUUUAUCAGUGACAAUAUAGGUAAGUGUUAUUGAUUUGUACUUGUUUGUUUUAAUAUUUAGCUGCUCUGGUGUGCCAUGUACACUUCGUAUUUAUUGUUUGGAGUUUAUAGACUCAAAGAUUAUAUUAAGCUUUUUUGCAAAUAUUGUUGUAUGUUGUUUUUACUUUAACAACCAUCUGAGUACCCCUGUAUACAAGGCUUUUAAAGAGAAGAUCUGUUCCCUUUCAGUACUGUUAAAGUGAGUUUAUUUCAGUCUUCAGGCC
Pygoscelis adeliae (Adelie penguin) is the source of this 4126-nucleotide messenger RNA. It is a transcript of the gene MTMR6, whose product is annotated as myotubularin related protein 6. The transcript has 14 exons. NCBI's taxonomy places the organism in Eukaryota, Metazoa, Chordata, Aves, Sphenisciformes, Spheniscidae. The coding region runs from base 1 to 1857 and encodes 618 amino acids. The record is from RefSeq and is a predicted model, not a curated record. Gene Ontology annotation, biological process: dephosphorylation. Gene Ontology annotation, cellular component: nuclear envelope. Gene Ontology annotation, molecular function: phosphatidylinositol-3,5-bisphosphate phosphatase activity.